Messenger RNA from Bradysia coprophila, 1025 nucleotides. RefSeq names its product Glutathione S transferase S1 (gene GstS1). The record is from RefSeq and is a predicted model, not a curated record. Gene Ontology annotation, biological process: glutathione metabolic process. Lineage: Eukaryota; Metazoa; Arthropoda; Insecta; Diptera; Sciaridae. Gene Ontology annotation, molecular function: glutathione transferase activity.
AAUCAAUCGGUUAAUCGAACUGAAACGAGAUGGAAUUGGUUAAUUUGCUUGGCAUUGUAUUGGUGUUCGUUGUCAAUAUAAGAGUCAGUCAGCCGGAUUAAAAAAUUUAGUUCGCCGAGAAAUUUUUAACUGUGCUAGUCUAAUCAAUAGUGAAACUAAUCAGAAACAAAAAUAAUGUCAGAAGAGGCAGCUGCACCACCCACUGACGCUCCAGCAGAAGCUCCUGCAGAAGGUGAAGCUCCACCAGCAGCUGAAGGAGAAGCGGCAGCACCAGCGGUUUUUCCCUCCGAAACUCCCGUAUUUACGCUGUUCUACUUUAACGUUAAAGCUCUAGCUGAACCAAUUCGUUUCUUAUUUGCAUAUGGUGGACAAGAAUACGAAGAUGUACGUGUCACACGUGACGAAUGGCCAGCUUUGAAGCCAACUAUGCCAAUGGGACAGAUGCCUGUGCUGGAAGUGGACGGUCGACGUGUACACCAGAGUAUCUCAAUGGCACGUUAUAUUGCGAAACGUGUCGGUUUGGCUGGAAGCACUGAUUGGGAGAAUUUAAUAAUUGAUACAGCCGUCGAUACUGUCAAUGACUUCAGAUUGAAACUUUGCAUAACUCUUGAUAUCAAUGAAGAAAUUGCCGUCGUCUCAUAUGAGCCCGAUGAUGAAGUAAAGGAAAAGAAACAAAUUACAUUAACAACAGAAGUAAUUCCAUUCUAUUUGGAGAAAUUGGAGGCCAUUGUUAAAGAAAAUAAUGGACAUCUAGCUCUUUCCAAGCUAACCUGGGCCGACGUUUACCUUGCGGGUAUCGUAGAAUAUUUGAACUACAUGGUUAAAGGUGAUAUUUUGGAGAAGUAUUCAGGACUUAAAGGGCUUGUACAAAGUGUAUAUGAUUUGGAACCAAUCAAAGCAUGGUUGGAAAAGCGACCAGUUACUGAUGUAUAAAAAAUUUCUUCUUCCUGUUUCUCUUUAGAGGAAAGAGAGAAUUUUUUAUUUUAUUUUAUGGAUGCGUAUAUUUAAUAAAUGUUUAAAGUUUA